AUGGAAAAGCGUGGCCUUACGAAGGAAGUCAACAUCAUAUUGACAUCUGAUCAUGGAAAUGAACAGCGAGUCAAGUUUGGCCACAACAUGAUUUACACCGAUACUCAAGCCCUUGCUCGUGAAGUGUAUAAUAAUCUAUCAAAUGCUGUGGAUGAGACACUUUUGAAGAUCAGAGUUUUUACAAAACAUGGCUUUCCUAAUGAUCAUUUCUACAAGGGAAUGUCAUCGCGAAUAGGUGACGUCAUACUCGAACCCGACAUCGGUUACGACGUGGAUUUCACUUGUACGAGGAAGCAGUUAGACAAGCUAUACGACUACGGAAGGAUAAAAUUGAACAAAGCUUCACAUGGCCAAGAUCCAAAAAAUAGCGAAAUGCUUGCUAUGCUUGUUAUUGGUGGACCCGAUGUCGUCAAGCCUCAAAGAGUCGGAAGAACCGCACAUAUUAUCGAUUUAUAUCCUUUAAUGUGUCACCUUCUUGACAUUCCUGCUGCUCCAAACAAUGGAACAUUCAGCAGGAUUGCGUCAACAUUUUAUCUCAAAAAUUACAGACAUGGG
This is a messenger RNA of Ostertagia ostertagi, 555 nucleotides long. NCBI's taxonomy places the organism in Eukaryota, Metazoa, Nematoda, Chromadorea, Rhabditida, Trichostrongylidae. The record is from the annotation of a GenBank genome assembly.